AAGAAGUCUGGCUUAAGUGUAAGGGAAAUGGAGAGAAGAGAUGGAUGUGCCAGAGCCCUUUUGCCAUCAGAAAAGGGAUAAUAAGAGCAAUGACAGAAAACAAUCUGUGGGGAGUAAAAGCUUUGUCCUGAUGACCCAAGGGACAAUUAGGCAAAGCAAUAAACACCCACGGGGCCUCGUCACCCUGUGCCUACGCCUCUCAGGGAAUGGCUGGGAAGCUGUUGGUGAGGUCAGGCCCUUGGUGUUUCCUUCCUCCACGCCACACUGGUCACCUCCCUGUGGUCCCAUGCUCUGCUCCAGCCUUUCCACUGUUUCUUACUGUGUUGCAAGUGCUGCUCAGGCCUCCACUUUGGGCUCAGCUGCCACAUCCCAUCACUGCAGAGCUGAGAGCAGGGAACGCUUAGGGCUGGUUCCCCAGCUUGGGGCUACACAGGUGGCAGAGGGUUAGACCGGGUGCUCUGGCUGCAGCUGAGCAAACACCACCCACCCGGCCCCACGUUCCCGGGUGCCCUGUCACUACCGGCCACUGACUCACAGCGCCGCGCCAGGCCAGGCCCGGCCAGCCCCGGCAUCACACCAGCACGGGGACUAGCCGCAUGGAGCCCACAACCACCAUGGCGGACCUCAUCCGCAUCUCCACCGACGCUUAUUUCUCUCGGAACAGCAUGGCGCGACGCACGCGGAGCAGCAGGGCCUGGCACUUUGUCCUGAGCGGGGUGCGGCGCGAGGCGGACACCCGGGCAGUCGCCUUGGCCACUGGUGCACGUGGCUGGGGCUACGACUCUGACGGGCAGCACAGUGACUCGGAUUCGGAGCCAGAAUUCUCCUCUCUCUCACCCUCCAUCCCAAGUGCCAUCCCUGUGACCGGAGAGUCCUACUGCAACUGUGAGAACCAGAGCGAAGCGCCCUACUGCUCCAGCCUGCAUGCCCUCCACCGCGUCAAGGACUGCCAGUGCGGCGAGGAAGAUGAGUAUUUCGACUGGGUCUGGGAUGACCUGAAUAAGUCGACAGCCACCCUGCUGAGCUGCGACAACCGCAAGGUGAACUUCCACAUGGAGUACAGCUGCGGCACUGCUGCCAUCCGCGGGAACAAAGAGCUGGCAGACGGGCAGCACUUCUGGGAGAUCAAGAUGACCUCCCCUGUCUAUGGCACAGACAUGAUGGUGGGAAUCGGGACAUCAGAUGUGAAUCUGGACAAGUAUCGCCACACCUUCUGCAGCCUGCUGGGCAAGGAUGAGGACAGCUGGGGACUGUCCUACACAGGGCUACUGCAUCACAAGGGAGACAAAAUAAGCUUCUCUUCAAGGUUUGGCCAAGGUUCCAUCAUCGGGGUGCACUUGGACACGUGGCAUGGGACACUCACGUUCUUCAAAAACCGCAAGUGCAUUGGGGUUGCAGCCACAAAGCUGCAGAACAAGAAGUUUUACCCCAUGGUGUGCUCGACAGCAGCCAAGAGCAGCAUGAAGGUGAUCCGCUCCUGCGCCAGCUGCACGUCUCUCCAGUAUCUCUGCUGUUACCGCCUGCGCCAGCUCCUGCCCAACUAUGUGGACACGCUGGAGGUGCUGCCAUUGCCACCGGGACUCAAGCAGGUGCUACACAACAAACUGGGGUGGGUCUUGAGCAUGAACUACAGCACAUCAAAGCCUUCCUCCUCCUCCUCCUCGGGAAGCGACUCAGACAGUUCCUGUGGCUCAGACGCAGAGGCCUGCCAAAGGAAGAGGUGCAGGAGGACAUAAUGUCUCUGCAGAUGAACUGCUCUGAGGGAGUUGGGUGGGGUUUUGUUCUGCCGCCUGCAAGGGCUGGCCAGGCCUGAUGCACCUCUUUCUUCAUGGGGACUUCCAUUUCUAUUUGUUUGCAAAGAUUUCUCUUAAGUGGCUGGAAAUCUUUAGCCUAAACAUCCAUCACAUGCAUAGAAAAUACCUGUAGACUUACAGAGGUCCCAGCUCUGUGAAACUGGUAAACUGCAGCCAGAUAUCUGAGCUUUGUCUCCUGACUUGCUAUCAAAGCCAUCGCCUUUUCCCGAAGGAUUCUCUUCUUUGCAGACUCUCAUCAGGGCCAAGAUUUAAGGUGCCCUCCUGGUUUCACAGUGUAUUUGACUCUAGUCAUAUAACGGACUUUACUCAUCAAAAUACAAAAUCAAAGGCUGGCCCCCUCCUCCUAACUGCUGUGUGUUGGUUUGGUAUCUGCGAUGAACUCAUCACACUGUGGGGCACAAUCUCGUAGCAGUGCGUGGGGAAACAGAUUCCUAGAGCUGCAUCUGCGUCGCUGUUGUGAAAGAGCGGUUGCCUAAACGAGCCAAGCUCUCGAGCCCCCUAUGACUUUAAUUGCUUUGCAUGUUGGCUCCUUUUGCUUUUCCUCUAUCAAAGACUGUAUUAAACUGUAAUAAUAAAAGUAGAAACUGUC
Columba livia (rock pigeon) is the source of this 2403-nucleotide messenger RNA. It is a transcript of the gene SPSB3, whose product is annotated as splA/ryanodine receptor domain and SOCS box containing 3. Gene Ontology annotation, biological process: proteasome-mediated ubiquitin-dependent protein catabolic process. Gene Ontology annotation, molecular function: protein binding. The coding region runs from base 597 to 1736 and encodes 379 amino acids. Gene Ontology annotation, cellular component: SCF ubiquitin ligase complex. The transcript has 7 exons. Lineage: Eukaryota; Metazoa; Chordata; Aves; Columbiformes; Columbidae. The record is from RefSeq and is a predicted model, not a curated record.